This is a messenger RNA of Mollisia scopiformis, 1356 nucleotides long. RefSeq lists its product as uncharacterized. The transcript has 2 exons. Gene Ontology annotation, molecular function: protein binding. Lineage: Eukaryota; Fungi; Ascomycota; Leotiomycetes; Helotiales; Mollisiaceae. Bases 1 to 1356 code for a protein of 451 amino acids. The record is from RefSeq and is a predicted model, not a curated record.
AUGAUACCCUCGAACGUUCCGAGACUUCCAAACGAGCUCUGGAUCAACAUCGUCAAGCAGGUCCCAAGAGCUGAUCUCCCAAAUCUCUCCCGUACCUCAAAGCAACUUCAUGAAGUGACAGAGGAGCUCCUUUACAGCGAGUUUGAGACGGCUCGUCGUACUCCACGAUAUGGAACGACCCCGUCUUUCAAGAAAGUCUUCACACGAUUUCUGCGUACCAUUCUCGAGAGACCAAGUCUGGCGAAGCUUGUCAAGCAUGUUACCAUCCGCUUUCCGAUGGACCUUCGCAAAGGCUUACCUACGGGCUCUGACAUGUCCUUUAUCACAUCGGACCAAAAAUCUUGGCUGCGACAUGAGAUGCGCGCUAUCGACGCGGGCACCUGGGAAACAGCCUUUUACGGUCAUAAUCCCCUGGAUUGGUUUGACGCUGCCGUUGCUUUCUUGAUCCAUCUGUUCUCUAGAAGUGUCGAAUCUGUUACCCUCCUCAACCAGCGUCUGUCCCGGUAUCAUCACACAAAUGCAGUUCUACGAAGAGCUGCCAUACUUCAGAAGCAGAUGGUUGAAGGUGCCGCGUUGUCUCAUUUGAGAUCGGUCCGCAUUUGGAGCUGUAAGAGCCUCUCAGAGCCGAGCGUGAAUAUCAUCGUACCGUUUCUGCGUCUAGACUCUGUGAAAGAACUUGUGUGCCACAAGACUCAGGGUAGCUUAGCUUCACCAGCAUUGAGCGCUCCUUCACAGCCGUGGAGCUCGCUCUCUGACAUUCAAUCUAUUGAGUUCAGAAAUAAUCAAAAUUCAAUAGUGGAACUGGCAGCUUUGUUCCGAUCAUUCAAGGCGCUGAAGCGGCUUGGGUGGGUUGACCGAGCUGAAGAUAUUAGCGAGCUAUUGAGUAUAAUUAGUGUUAAUACGAGACUUCAAGCCAAUCUUGAGGAACUCAUUUUCGAUCAACGGGAAGAAUUCUGUUGGUUCGAACCACUUCCUGUUUAUAACUUGAGCCGGCUCACAGCAUUGAAGAUCCUUGCGAUCGAUUACAUGUCCUGGACCCCCCAAGAUUUGUGUGGACCAACCACUCGGACAAUUGAAGUCUUCGUUGCAUCUCUACCAUCGUCAUUGGAGCGCCUAAAGAUUUCAAGAUGCCGAGGAGGCUAUGCUCUUUAUGGAGUUGAACAUAUUGUCAGCUACAAAAAGACGACACUUCCUAAUCUCAAGCAACUCACGUUCGGCUUCGACGAUGCAGACUGGUGCUCGGCUACUUCACAAAUGCUGGUAGAUAGUGCCUCGAGAUGUUCCAGGGAGUUGGGAAUCACGUUCUCAGCCGUCUAUGAGAAGAUUGGCCGUGUAGGAAGUCGCGGAGAGCCGUGA